AUGACAACAACUGAUCUUAAUGGAAUAAAUCCGCACUACUGUCAACUAUGUGGAUGCCUACAGAUACUCCAAGUUCAAAGUUCGGCGAAGGUGGAAUCAGAUGGAUGUGUUGAAAUUCAACUUGAUCCGGAUGUUGAAUGGAUGCCAUCUACCGAAACGCAUUUAUCUCUUAUUCGUAAUGGUAUAUCUUCAUCUCAACAGUGGAUUACCUAUACCUCAGUUAUGUUGCCUUAUGAAUUUUCUCAUAAAUUUGAUUGA
Heterobilharzia americana is the source of this 258-nucleotide messenger RNA. The record is from the annotation of a GenBank genome assembly. NCBI's taxonomy places the organism in Eukaryota, Metazoa, Platyhelminthes, Trematoda, Strigeidida, Schistosomatidae.